UCAGGUUUCUCUCUGCUUCCAUGUAAUAGCACCUUGAAUGAGGCUUUAGUCGGCCUUGAUCCCGACCAAUCCCGACGACGCCGCGCGGGUGGCGGUGCUGCCAUCGGUGAGCAAUGCAUGACCGAGCGUGACCGACUGUAACGACUAACGUACAUUCAAACCUAAGAAAGUGAGGGGGAGGCACGUCGUGGGUGGUCCGCCGUCGUGCCGCCGACCGGGAACGCGACGCGUUGUGUGGUCCGGCUGGAUUCAUGCGUCUCGAGUGGCGACUAUCGCGUAGAAGAUGCGAGAGGCCUCGCCGUAGCGGGACGCAGACCUUUGGGCCUCGUGGUUAGCCGAGAUCGAUCCGUGGGCUCGAUCGCACCAAGAUGAUUUCUUUACUAAUCCUCUGUUGCCUGCUGCUCCGCGACGGCUCGUCUCUGGAACUGGAUCAGGGAUUUACGGCUAACGAGAACAGUGAGAAUGGCACGUGGGAGGACGUGGACCUGAGCCGGCAUAGAAUCAACGAUCCUAAUUAUUUGAUGGAGAGAUAUCCCAUAGGCAAGUUGCCGGACACUUCGACCUGCCGCAGGCGCGCCAAGUGCGUUCCGCUGUCCAGAAAUACUUGUAUGGGUACGAAAUUACCUUACACUUUUACCACGUUGGACCUUGUGCCAGAGCGCAUAACUCAAGACAUUAUUGAGGUAGAUAAGAUUAUUAUUUAUGUAUUCUUUGCAUUAGUAAUGCUCUCGCUCUUCUUUCCUUCCGAUAAAACGUGAUCUCUGCGAAUAUUUACGCAUGCAAGUUAGAAACUUGGCGUUGCAGAGCUUUCUAAGUAAUACACCUACUUGCGUCUGUUUAAACCAGCAAGUUUGAUAUCAAGAUUGUAUCUCAUAGGCCCAGUUUUUCAUCUUCUGGCUAACUGUUAACCAGAGGUGUUUCAUCUUCUGGUUAACAGUUAAC
Molecule: messenger RNA, 942 nt
Organism: Vollenhovia emeryi
Lineage: Eukaryota; Metazoa; Arthropoda; Insecta; Hymenoptera; Formicidae
Exons: 2
Coding region: 369-758 (129 amino acids)
Source: RefSeq, a predicted model, not a curated record